This is a messenger RNA of Phaedon cochleariae (mustard beetle), 1249 nucleotides long. NCBI's taxonomy places the organism in Eukaryota, Metazoa, Arthropoda, Insecta, Coleoptera, Chrysomelidae. The record is from the annotation of a GenBank genome assembly.
GAAUUUUUCAAACAGCAAGUCAAGUCAAACAAACGUCAAAACACUCAAAGCAUUGUAGACAAAAUAUUUUUAAAAUUCCGUAUUCAUAUAUAUGAAAAUUCCCCGUAAUCAUAUUAAAAUACCAGGUGUGUAAACAUAAAAGAGAUGGCUUGGAGAUCCCAUGGCAAAACUAAUGCAGAACUAGUAAGAAACUUGAAACAAAAUGGUAUUAUUCAUAGCAACAUAGUAGAAUAUGCUAUGCUGGCAGUCAACAGAGGCAACUACUCAAAAAACAACCCUUACAUGGACUCACCCCAAGAUAUCGGAUUUGGGGUGACCAUCAGUGCCCCGCAUAUGCAUGCACAUGCAUUGGAACUUCUGAAAGACAAGCUAGAGACUGGUACAAGAGCCUUAGAUGUUGGAUCAGGAAGUGGAUAUCUCACUGCAUGUAUGGCAGUCAUUUUGGGAGAAAAGGGGAUAGCUGUUGGAGUUGAUCAUAUUCCAGAUCUAGUAGAAUUGUCAAAACAGAAUAUCCUCAAAGAUAUCCCUGAAUUGCUGGAAAGUGGGAGAGUGAAUCUCUUCACUGGGGAUGGUAGGCAAGGUUACAGUGAUUUAGGGCCUUAUGAUGCUAUUCAUGUUGGUGCAGCAGCUCCCACAUUACCUCAAGCUUUGAUUGAUCAACUGAAAGUUGGAGGUAGGCUCAUAGUUCCAGUAGGACCAGCUGGUGGGGACCAACAACUUGAACAGAUUGACAAACUGACAGAUGGAAGUAUUUCAAGAAAGACUCUCAUGGGGGUUGUUUAUGUACCUUUGACUGAUAAGGAGAGGCAAUGGCCUAGACUACGUUGACAAGGCAUAGGAAUUUUAAUUUUUUCCAUUUUCUUUUUUGUUUGUCUCUUCAACUAUGUUAUGUUCUGGUGAUAUUAAAAUAAGUAGAUAUUGACUGAUGUUUGAGAGUUUAUAGUUGAAUAGGUAUACCUUCCACUUGGGGAACUGUCAAUUUUAUUUUCAUUCAAGAAUUCCAUGUUCAUUGUAUACUCAAUUUUUAGAAUACCCUAACAGGAUCCUGAAAAUGGAGUUUGUAAUAAAAACAAGAAUGACAAUUAGUUUUGUGAAUACUGGAGUGAAUAAGAGUUUGAAUUUUCUUUUUCAGUACAUUGUUUAUUCAAUCCUAGGUUUGAAGACAUUUUUUAACCUCUUUCCUUUUUUGAUGAAUUAUAAAUAAUUUCAUUUCAUGUUAUGAAUAAAUACUAAUUUUUGUGAUUGCUUA